GGUCAUUUAUGGAAUGCAUCCUUUAAUAACGUAAAAAAUCAUAGUAAAUGGUGUCCAUAUUGUGCAGGAAAUGUCCGUCUUACUCUUGAGGAUGCUAGGCAAAUUGCACUUAGCCGAAAUGGUAGAUGUCUUUCAACUGCAUAUAGCAAUUCUAAAACUCCGAUGACAUGGAAAUGCCAUCAAGGACAUAUUUGGAAUAGUUCGUUUAAUCACGUUAAAAAUUCUGGUUCAUGGUGCUCAUAUUGUGCGGGUAUCGCAAAACUAACCCUUGAGGAUGCAAAGCAAAUUGCACGAUCUAGGGGCGGGGAAUGUCUUUCAACCGAAGAGCAAUGGUGUCCAUUUUGCAUUGGUCGUUAUCAAACAAUUGAGGAUAUGCGUAAACUUGCACGAAAAAAAAAUAGAGAUUGUCUUUCAAAUCGAUACUAUAAUUCACACAAAAAGCUAGAAUGGGUUUGUGAAAACAAACAUCGAUGGGAAGCUAUUCCUAAUAGUAUUCAACAAGGAACUUGGUGUCCAUUCUGUCCAAAAUAUAAGAGAGAAAAGCUAUGUCAUGAGAUUUUAAAAAAAUAUCUUGGCGCCCCUUCACUAAUCCGCAGGCCCGAAUUCUUAAAAACACGAGAAUAUCCAAAUAGACUAGAACUUGAUAUAUUUUAUCCGCAAUAUGGCUUUGCAAUCGAAGUACAAGGCAUACAAUACGAAAAAUAUCACAAAUUCUUUCACGGAGGAAAUCCCAAUAAUUUUAUCAAACAGCAAGCACGAGAUCAACUCAAGAAAGAAUUAUGCGAAGAAAACUGGAUUGCACUAAGGUAUGUUUGGUAUUAUGAAGACCCAUAUAUAGUUAUUCCUGAGCAUCUUCGAGAAUUGGGUCUUAUUGAGUAA
This is a messenger RNA of Racocetra persica, 879 nucleotides long. The record is from the annotation of a GenBank genome assembly. Lineage: Eukaryota; Fungi; Glomeromycota; Glomeromycetes; Diversisporales; Gigasporaceae.